UAUUUUUUUUUCUACGAUGCCCGGUAGUAAGUCUAGGUCGCGAUCGAGGUCAAAGUCGAGGAGCAAGUCUCCUGCGACUGCGGCAAAGGCAGCGUCUCCGAAGCGGAAGUCGAACUCGAGGAGUAAAUCUCCCAAGCCUGCGAGCAAAACCAGAAAGCGCAGCAGGUCCAGGAGUAAAUCCGCAAAGCGUUCAAAACGCAGGAGGUCGGCUUCGAAGAAACGCAGUAAGUCCAGGAAGAGGUCCGCUUCAAAGAAACGCAGUAAGUCUAAGAAACGAUCUGCUUCAAAGAAGCGCAGCAAGUCCAGGCGAAGGCGCAGCAAGUCCAAGAAGCGCAGCAAGUCCAAGAAGAGGUCCGCUUCAAAGAAACGCAGUAAGUCCAGGAAGAGGUCCGCUUCAAAGAAACGCAGUAGGUCCAAGAAGAGGUCCGCUUCCAAGAAGCGCAGUAAGUCCAAGAAGAGGUCCGCUUCAAAGAAACGCAGUAAGUCCAGGAAGAGGUCCGCUUCAAAGAAACGCAGUAGGUCCAAGAAGAGGUCCGCUUCCAAGAAGCGCAGCAAGUCCAAGAAACGAUCCGCUUCCAAAAAACGAAGCAAAUCUGGACGUAGACGAAGCAAGUCCAAGAAAAGGUCCGGGUCAAAGAAACGAAGCAAGUCCAAGAAAAGGUCGGCUUCAAAGAAACGCAGCAAGUCUAGGCGAAGGAGAAGCAAGUCUAAGAAGAGGUCUGCGUCAAAGAAACGCAGCAAGUCUAGGCGUAGGAGAAGCAAGACCAAGAAGGCUUCAAAGAAACGCAGCAAGUCCAAGAAGAGGUCUGGCUCAAAGAAAAGGAAGAGCAGAUCCAGGCGCAGGAAGAGCCAGAAGCGCAGCAAGUCUGGAAAACGCAGGAGCAGGUCCAGAAGGCGUCGUACUGGCAAGGUGGGUGCCGUAAUGAAGAUGGUGGCACAUGCCAUCGCCGCAAACGGUACCAAGAAGGGCGCUUCCCCGCAGGCAAUCCGCAAGUACGUGGCUGCGCACAGCAAACUGACAGGCGGGUUCCUGAACUUCGUGGUGAGGCGUGUCAUCGCCGCUGGUGUGAAGAACGGCAUGUUGACCAAGAGUGGUUCAGGCUUCAAGCUCAAGAAAGCCACAAAGGGGAAGAGGCGUGCCAGGAAGGCCAGCAAGCGCGGUGCACGUAGGAGGAAGGCACCCAAAAAGGCCGGAAAGAAGGCAAAGAAGACCGUGAAGAAGGCCAAGAAGACAAAGAAGGCCAAGAAGGCGAGAAAGAGUCGCCGUCGCGUGAGGCGCGCCUCCCCAAAGGCCGCUAGGAAAUCCAUGCGCAGAGCCUCCCGUCGAAGGCAUCAUUAAGCUGUACAGACACAGCUAGACAAAACGGCCCUUUUUAGGGCCCCAAGA
Messenger RNA from Dreissena polymorpha, 1387 nucleotides. RefSeq names its product serine/arginine-rich splicing factor 4-like. Gene Ontology annotation, biological process: nucleosome assembly. The record is from RefSeq and is a predicted model, not a curated record. The coding region runs from base 17 to 1339 and encodes 440 amino acids. The transcript has a single exon. Gene Ontology annotation, molecular function: DNA binding; structural constituent of chromatin. Gene Ontology annotation, cellular component: nucleosome. NCBI's taxonomy places the organism in Eukaryota, Metazoa, Mollusca, Bivalvia, Myida, Dreissenidae.